Molecule: messenger RNA, 387 nt
Organism: Pseudovirgaria hyperparasitica
Lineage: Eukaryota; Fungi; Ascomycota; Dothideomycetes; Acrospermales; Acrospermaceae
Exons: 2
Coding region: 1-387 (128 amino acids)
Source: RefSeq, a predicted model, not a curated record
AUGGGCUACCUUCUCUACACCCUAUCCUUCGCUGUUGUCGUUAUCGGCACAGCCCUCUACUUCACACGCGCAUUCUGGCUUCCUUAUAUGCCUGACUUAAAUCUCCCUAACAAUCCUUUCUACCGCUACACCCGCCUAUCUACUUUCAGCGACGACCUUGAGAGUGGCCUGACUUCAUCUAAUUUUGAUCUGACGAUUAACAUCGAAGCUGGUGAUUCACGCCAAGGACUUGAUGACCGAGGGAAGAAGGAGGUUCAGAGGAUAAUGAAGAACAAGAGAGUAGGUUUUGACGAAGCAAGGCGGAUAUGGAUGCAGGAAAGGUUUAAGAGGGAAGGCAUUGGCGCGGACGGACGGCCCAGAGAUCCCAAAUUCGUCAGUUUUUCUUAA